Messenger RNA from Solanum stenotomum, 911 nucleotides. RefSeq names its product cytochrome c oxidase subunit 6b-1-like. Bases 67 to 636 code for a protein of 189 amino acids. Lineage: Eukaryota; Viridiplantae; Streptophyta; Magnoliopsida; Solanales; Solanaceae. Gene Ontology annotation, cellular component: mitochondrion; respiratory chain complex IV. The transcript is spliced from 5 exons. The record is from RefSeq and is a predicted model, not a curated record.
UUGUCCCGUAGCUUCUACACACUCACUUUACUCCAACUUUCUACCAAUAAGCUUACGCCAUCGUCAAUGGCUGAAGUAGACAACUCAAAAUCUCCAUCUUUAUCUGAGCAAUAUUUACUGAAAAUGAAAGAAGAGAAAUCCACCACAGUGGCUAAUCCAGUGGAAGAAAUUGAGGUUAAGACCUCUUCAACUGCUCCAUCUGAGGAAGAUACUCCAAAAACUGAGGAAACCCCAGCGGUUGAGAGUAGUGAAGCUGUGCCUCCCACAUAUGAAGAAAGCAGUGGAGCCUCUGACUCAACAGCACCAGAAAUCAAUGAAGCCUCUCCUCCUGUAGAGGCUGACAGUGAAGAAAGUACUGAAGAUGAUACUUCUGAGAAUGAGAAUCAAGAAUCCGCAGAUGAGACCCCCGAGAUUAAGCUUGAGACUGCGCCUGCUGACUUCCGCUUCCCUACUACAAAUCAGACAAGGCACUGCUUCACAAGAUAUAUUGAAUAUCAUCGAUGCAUAGCUGCAAAGGGUGAAGGUGCUCCUGAAUGUGACAAGUUUGCCAAGUAUUACCGAUCCCUUUGCCCUGGUGAAUGGAUUGAUAGAUGGAAUGAGCAGAGGGAGAAUGGCACCUUUCCAGGACCACUGUAAACUGCACAUUUUGGUUCCAACUCUACUGCAUCUGAACUUUCAAAUGAAUAGGGAGAGUUCUCUGUGAGCAAAUUGUGACCAAUAAUGCUUUGCCUUUCUAAUGGAUUUAGUGUAAGCUUAUAAUGAGUGAAUUGUUUAGGAUCCUUACUUGUGAUAACUUAGAAUACAAAUAUCUCUACUCAACUCUUAUACUUGUUAAUCAUCCAUCCAGUAGAACCUGUGACACUUCAAAUAUUCUGUUAGAGAAUCAGCAUCAAUAAAUCCUUCUGUUUUUU